GGGACAGCGAGAGAUAACGCAGAGAGAUUUAACUUACAUUAACUGAAAAAGUUUCACAAGUACUACAAGUACUUUAUAUUAUGUUUGGCAAACCAGUUAUCAAAAUGAAAAAGUUUAUUUCUUGUUUUACAAGACAAGGUAAGCGUUUAAAUUAAACGUGAACUAUUUCUGUCGCGUAAAAAUAAAACUUUUAAGCAAGCCAGCAAGCGGUCAAUAUUUUAAACAAUAUAUUGAAUAUAAUUGAAAAUAUGCAAAAUUAAGCUAAGCUUUAUUUAUUAAUAUGGAUAUGCCUACUAUAAAGCACGCCCCCGCCCAGCCAAUUUAUUUAUUAAGAUUUAUUAGACUUCAUUUUCAUCCAUAACGUUAUUAAAGUAAUCAAGUUAUUUUUAAUUUAAAAAAACAAUUUUUUUUGGUUUGUUUUUUGUUUCUUGAAGGGUCAUUUAAAAAUAUUAGAACAACGUUUAAGAGCAUAAAAGUCAAUAAAAUAAAAAUUAAAUAGGCCUAAACUAUAUUAGUCGAUGUCCUAUGAACACGUUCUACUAAUGUAUGUUUUAAACCUUUAAUCUGCCAAAGAGAUUGGCUCAUUCUGAUGAGGCUACUUCCGUUUUAGGCCAACUAGUAGUUGCCGAUAUAAUUAAAAAAGAGAUAAGUGUGCUCAAUUAGCAUACAUCAUUGAAAGAAAAAAAAAGGGGUAGGGGGUGGGGGGAGUGUUUGUGGUGAGAGAGAGUGUGAGAGAGAGAGAGAGAGAGAGAGAGAGAGAGAGAGAGAGAGAGAGAGAGAGAGAUUUUUUGGCGAAGUAUUAGCUCAACAAAUGACUAGUACGAGGUGCAGCUAUUGAGAAAUGGACAUUUUUUAUUGUUUCUCGCAGCCAAGAGAGUGGGAGAGAGAGAGAGAGAGAGAGAGAGAGAGAGAGAGAGAGAGAGAGAGAGAGAGAUUUUUUGGCGAAGUAUUAGCUCAACAAAUGACCAUUACGAGGUGCAGCUAUUUAGAAAUGGACAUUUUUUCUUGUUUCUCGCAGCCAGCCAAGAAAAGGUUCAAGGAAAACCUCGAAGAAAGCUGGUGAUAGUUGGGGACGGCGCCUGCGGUAAGACCUCCCUGGUGACCAGAAUGUCCACUGGCGACUACGUGGACAUCGGGUACGUCCCGACCGUGUUUGAAAAUCAACUUCUGGACGUAAACACGGGCAGUGAGACCGUGGAGCUUGUUAUAUUUGAUACUGCAGGUAAGAUCUUUUGUCCUUAGGAACAUUGUGUCAGUAAAAAAAAAAUUAAUAAUAUUGAGUAUAUAACAGGGGUGGGCAAAGUGCGGCCGUGGGGAACCUGUUUUUAAGAAAUGUCAAAAAUUGUGAAAGAUUAUUUGUAAAAGACUUUGAAAAUGUAUCAUCACCACGUGACACUGACAAACUGUAAGGCCUAAUAAUAAUCACAUAAAAUUUAACAAUAAUUCAAUUGUUUAUUUGCCUACUGAAAUCAGAAUACAUUUUCGCAAACCGUCUUUAAUGACAUACAGUAUAUGCCGUGCAUAAAUAAUUAUCCCGCGGCCUGCCCAAAAAUAAAUAAUUUCUAUGUGACACGGUUAGCAAAAAGGUUGGCCACUGCCCGUUGUCCACCAACCAGCUCCUCCAAGUACUUAUGUUUAGUAGGCCUACAUCCAGAACAACAUUCUAAUACAGUGCUUUCCAAACUUUUCACAUGGGCGACACACUAUCUAGAAAUGGGGGACACACUAUCUAGACAUGGGCGACCCACUAAUCUAGACAAAGAUCAUUUUGGUUGAACAGUAUGUUGGUUUUACUGGUUUAAAAUGGGGGGGGGGGAAGAUAAACUAACCUAUUUUAAGACAUACAGACCCACACAUAAAUAAUUCUAUUUUCUUAUAUCUUCAGGGCAGGAAGAUUAUGAUCGCCUGAGGCCUUUCUCUUACAACGACGUAGAUAUUGCCCUAAUCUGUUUCUCCCUGGCCGAUGCUGACACACUGUUAAAUGUCAUGUCUAACUGGGCCCCGGAAAUUCGUUACUUCUGCGGGAACGCCCCCGUAAUUCUAGUGGGCAACAAAAAAGAUUUGCGAGAUGCCGAGCUUUCCGCAAACAAAGCCUCCGCCCAUGCCCACGAAUGUCCAGAUGAUGACGACCCUUCUAAAAUUAACCUCAAGCCAAAACCCCAAAGACCCGUGUCAGAGUUCAGAGACUUUUCAAAGUCUGUCUACAAGGUGAGCGCCCCUGUAAAACACAGCGAAGGCGCGCUGAUCGCAGGCAGAAUUGGUGCCGCGGCUUAUUUUGAGACUUCGGCGCUCACGGGUGAGAACGUGGAGGAGCUGCUGCUGGCUGCGACUAAAGCGGCAAUCUUAGGUCCCAAAAAGUCCCAAAAAUUUAAACCUUUUGUGUCGACUAUGAAAAGUUGGAAAUCUUUAGGAGAACUGGUGAACUGAACGAAACAAAAGAUACUAUUUGGGCAUUCAUUUAUGUCAUCCUCGCUGCUGCACACUGGCAUUGCGUGAGUGACAUUUACAACUUGUGGAGAUUUGAGACAGGGGAAUCCUAAGCAAGGUAUUUGCAAGACUUGAAGAAUAUUGCAUACAAAGAAGUGGUUUUACGUUACAACAAAUGGUACCAGUCUGCGUUAA
This is a messenger RNA of Lymnaea stagnalis (great pond snail), 2622 nucleotides long. Lineage: Eukaryota; Metazoa; Mollusca; Gastropoda; Lymnaeidae. The record is from the annotation of a GenBank genome assembly.